ACAGCUAUAGUUAACGAACUCCUCCGCCACUUUCUUUCGUUACCGUCGAUACCGCAACUAUGGAUGGCGCUCUGGUUGCGUCCUCCGGGAGCCAUCCAGUUGUAUCUCCGUCCGCAUCGACUACCUCUCUGCUUCCAUCCCUGAAUCCCACUUUACUUGUCGACUAUCUAGCAGAAGUCCUCUCUGUUACGGUCGGUGCUACUAAGCGAGAGUUGGAAGCUCCCGGGAGUCUCCUCUCGGACAGUCGCUAUUCCGAGACUUUGCAGAAAUGCUCCAGGUUCGCUGCGGAGCCAAUUGUGGUGUUAUAUGCCUCGAAGGACCUCGUGGAGCUUGAACAGUCUCCAAACGACGCCAUCUGUGAGUUGGAUCACCCCAUUUCCCUUGUCCAUUAUCACCAGAGGCCGCUGAUAAUUUGACUUAGCUGUUGCUGGAACUGCCUCACAAUCGUACACGUACUCUAUUGCAUCAGAGUUAUCAUCAUUACCGUCCACGGUUGCGUCUGUUGCCAUUAUCAAGCGACCUCAGCCCCUGGAUCCCUCCAUUCCUCUCCAUGCCCAGAUACAAAUUAUGAACCUUCCCGGGACAGUGGUGUUGAAUAGUAGUGCUCAGGGCUCGGUAUCGCCGUUCGAGAUAUUGCAUUCCGUUGUGCAUUUAGCUUUGGGACCUUACUUCGAUGCUUAUACCAAAGGCCAGGAAGCUCAGCCCAACGGGCGGAUCAAUCGUUUUGCUGAUGGUGAAGCCAAGACUGGUAUUCCUGUUACAAAGAAAAAGCUUGCCGAAUUAGAGCUCUCUCUUCUACAUUUGCAGCAGAAUAUCGAAAUACCUGAGCUCUCAUUGAACCUCCAUAAUGUAGUGCAGCUGGCUGUAGACGAGGUAUAAAUAAUCCAUUAUUUAGCAUAGCGAUAUUGUAUAGAGACUGACUUUAAUGUAGGCUAUGCUUAAAAGUGCACGACCUUCGUUGGACCUUAUACCCGCGAACCUAUUACAAGAUAGCACAUUCCUCAAUAAUCUUCAGUCCAUUGUGAAUGCUUGGAUCAAAUCAAUCCAGUCAAUAACUAAAAUGUCCCGGGACACCGAAAGCGGGACUGCUACCCAAGAAAUUAAUUUUUGGCUAUCGAUGGAGAGCGCUUUGGAGGGCAUAGAGGAGCAACUCAGGAGCGACGGCGUACAGCUUACCCUAGAGAUAUUGAAGCAUGCAAAGCGAUUCCAUGCCACUGUCAGUUUUAUCGCGGACACUGGGUUGAAGGAGGCUACGGACAAAGGUGGGUUUCAUUUCUGUCCGAGUGCGCGAGCGAUUCAUGUCGAGAUGCCUACUGACCGCUCGAUCCUAAUAGUGCAAAAAUACAAUCAACUUAUGCGCGACUUCCCGCUCGACGAACUUUUGUCUGCCACAAGCCUCGCGAAGGUACAGGAUGCAAUUGUCGGGAUCUUUAUUCAUCUCAACAAAAAGUUACGAAUAUGUCCUUAUCCCAUUCGGAGGGCACUUCCGCUUGUGGAGGCGAUUUCGGCAGAUUUGGACUCCCAGAUCCACUCGUUACUUAGCGGGCGUCGGUUGAUGCAUUUGGAAUAUAGUGACUUCGAAUCGCUGAUGAACGUUGCCGAAGGGAUCUUUAGGACUUGGGAAGAUAACAUCAAAGAGUUUACUAACGUUGCCCGAGAAGUAACGAGGAAACGAUCCGAGAAAUUUAUCCCGAUAAAGAUAGCGGCCAGACACCUCAAAACACAAGAGAGGUUGGCUUACGUUAAAGGCUUCCGACAUGGUCAUGAGCAGUUGCAACGAACAAUUGCAAACGUUCUCGCCCCUAAUUCGUACGAGAAUGGUGCCAACCCGAACUCGAGGGAGGGGGGAGCUGUGUCGGAAGACAUUGGUGAUGUUGAUGCCGUCGAGGAGGUUUCCCAGGCAUACGCUGUUCUGAGGGAUGUAGACGUUCUGGAUGUGUCGCCCGAAGGUACAGAGAUUUGGAUCGCGGCGGAGAACGCAUACAAUGAACGGACUUCUCGUGUGGAGAAUUCCAUUAUUGCCCGGUUAAGGGACAGGCUAGCCACCGCGAAGACCGCUAAUGAGAUGUUUCGGGUGUUUUCAAAAUUCAAUGCCCUCUUCGUGCGACCAAAGAUCCGGGGUGCUAUUCAGGAAUACCAGACGCAGCUUAUCGACAGCGUUAAACUUGAUAUCGCAGCUCUCCACGAACGGUUCAAGCAGCAAUAUGGGCAUUCCGAAGCACAUGCUAUGGCUCAAUUGCAUGACCUACCUCCGAUCUCGGGUGCGAUUAUUUGGGCCAAGCAGAUCGAGAGGCAAUUAAACGCCUAUAUGAAGAGGGUUGAGGACGUUCUGGGGCAUGGUUGGGAACUUUAUCACGAAGGUCAGAAGUUGCAGGGGGAAAGCAUCACUUUUAGAAAGAAAUUGGAUACACGACCGAUCUUCGAGACCUGGUCGAACGAUGUGCAAAAGCGCAACAUAUCUAUUUCGGGAAGACUAUUCAGUAUCACGAGAAAUAGGGCCGCCGGUAACUCUUUGGAGCUAGUGGUCAAUUUCGAUCCUCAGGUCAUCGCGUUGUUCAAGGAGGUCCGGAACCUGUUAUGGCUUAAUUUUCAGGUUCCCCAUUCGAUCAAUAAUAUUUCUAAGGAGGCGAAACGCGUUUAUCCUUACGCAGUUAGUUUGAUGGAGACUGUUCGAACCUUUGCUCAAAUUAAUAGAACAAUAUCCGAGAUGUCCGAUGUUUCGAUCUUGCUUAGCGGUUAUCAGAACGACGUACACACCUUGAUAGGCAAGGGCACCCCCCUGAAAUGGGAGUCCUUUGUUCACUCUUAUGACCUGCACUUGAGGCAACUACAGUAUCUUCCUAACGGAAACAUUGAUCCCUCAGCAUCGCUGCAAGGAAGGGAGAGCAAACAUGUGCAAUUCGUCCGAGACUUUGCAGCCGCUGUCUCUAUCCUCCAAAUCAAGACUGGGACACUCGCUAGCAUUCACGAGACAUCGCAAAAAGCCAUGGCAGAGCUAUGCACUUGCCCUUAUGAUAUGGAUGCCUUCCAACAGAAGCUCGAAGUUAUUCAAACCGCUGUUGAUCAACUCAAUUUGGAGAAUUAUGUCAAUUUACCUCACUGGGUUGGGGAGUUGAAUAGUAAGAUUGAAAUGAUCCUACUUGGCCGGCUUCAGGAAGCGGUUGCGCGAUGGAUUUGGGUGUUUAAGGAUGCAAAAGGUGAUGAAGGAGCCGAUGGUGACAGUCAACGUAAGCGGAUGAGCAGAAACGAGGAGGUUGAUGUCGAUGGGAUUGUAAGGGACAGAGAUGCGUAUGACCCACGCAUGAAGAGACUUGUGCAUGAGAUUAGCAUCCGGAACCAAGUUAUUUACCUCGACCCGCCGCUAGAGUUUGCGAGGGCCAGCUGGUUCUCCCAGCUGCAUCAGUGGUUGAGCAUUGUCUGUAAUCUCCGGAAGCUUAAGGCGAGUCGAUACGAGAUGAAUAUCAACCUAGCUGCGGGGGACUCUGAAAUGCUGUUCUCCGAUCUGGUAGGUUUAAGACAUUUUCGGGAACCCUCUUUUUCCUUUACUAAUUGUGUACAGCCUGCGAGUUGCGCGCCUACCCUCUCUGAUGCCUACGAAGCAAUAGAACAAAAAUUGGCGGCAGUUGGAACAUAUGUCGACAAAUGGCUCCGGUUCCAAUCCCUGUGGGAUUUACAGUCGGAACAAGUCUACGAUAUCCUCGGUGAUAAUCUUGAACGAUGGCUUCAGUUGUUGACAGAAAUCCGAAAAACUCGAUCCACAUUCGAUACCUCAGACGUUAGCCAGUCAUUCGGCAACCUUUCCGUAGAUUACGAGCAAGUUCAGACAAAGGUCAACGCGAAAUACGAUCAAUGGCAGCACGACAUUCUUGUCAAGUUUGCCAAUAAACUUGGAAAUCGUAUGAGGGAAGCUCACGCAGAAAUUGGGAAAGCCAGACGUGACCUGGAGGGACAAUCUCUUGAGGCUUCAUCUACGGCCCAGGCUGUAUCUUUUAUCACUAUCGUGCAACAAUGCAAGCGCAAAGUUAAGUCCUGGGCACCGGAAGUUGACCUUUUCCGAAAGGGAGAAACUACCCUCUCUCGCCAAAGAUACCAAUUCCAGCAGGACUGGUUAUUUGUUGACCAGAUUGACGGAGAAUGGGCGGCUCUAAAUGAAAUAUUGGCCCGGAAGAGCAAAAUCGUGCAAGAUCAAACUGGUGAGUACUGUGUUACUAAUGGUGCGUGAUCGCUCUAAUACUGAUGACCCUUAGAUGCGCUUCGAGCAAAGAUUGUGGCAGAGGAUACCGUUGUUACGGAUAAGAUUAACAAUAUCGUCGGGGAGUGGAACGAUCAAAAACCUGUUUCAGGCACUAUAGCUCCGGAGGAGGCAUCACAAACCUUGAGUGACUUCGAGACGAGAUUAACCCAACUCAAGUCCGAAUCUGAGAUGGUUUCGAAAGCCAAAGAAGCUCUAGACAUUCCUGCCGGCCCGGAGAAUAUCCUGGUUUCAAUUCUUGAGGAAGUCCAGGAUUUCAAAUCCGUUUGGUCUGCUCUUUCCACAAUUUGGAAGAGUCUGAACGAUCUGCGUGACACUCCUUGGUCCUCUGUUAUUACCCGAAAGAUUCGUCAAGGACUCGAGGGCUUAAUAAAUAUGACCAAGGAGAUGCCCAGCCGGAUGCGACAAUAUGCCGCUUUUGAGCACAUUCAGAACGUCCUUCGCCAAUUGGUCAAAGUUAACCCGCUCUUGUCGGAGAUGAAAUCCGAGGCUGUCAGGGAGAGACAUUGGAGUAAGAUAUUUAAGGCACUAAAGCCAGGACAUAGGCUAUUUUUGUCUACUCUCACUCUGGGCACAGUUUGGGAUCUCAAUCUGAUCGCCAGUGAACCAGUGAUCCGUGAUAUUAUUGCCCAAGCGCAAGGGGAAAUGGCGCUGGAAGAGUUUUUGAAGCAGGUUUGUAGCCUUGGACUCUACGUCCUCUAAUAUUGGCGGUCUAAUCCAGGCUAAUAAUUACUUUAGGUUCGGGAAACAUGGUCCAAUUAUGUGCUCGACCUCGUCAGUUAUCAGAAUAAAUGCCGUUUGAUUCGCGGCUGGGAUGAUCUUUUUGCUAAAUGCAGCGAAAAUCUUAAUUCGCUCCAAGCCAUGAGGCAUUCCCCGUAUUACAAGGAGUUUGAGGAUGAGGCAUCCUCGUGGGAAGACAAGCUGAACAGGGUUCAUGUCUUAUUCGACAUCUGGAUUGAUGUCCAGCGCCAAUGGGUUUACCUCGAAGGCGUCUUCACCGGAAACGCUGACAUCAAGCACCUUUUGCCUAUCGAAUCCUCCCGAUUCCAAAACAUAAAUUCCGAGUUCUUUACCGUAAUGAAAAAGGUCUACAAGUCGCCUUACAUUCUCGACGUUCUCAACAUUUCUGGCGCCCAAAAGUCCUUGGAGCGUCUGGCGGAGCUCCUCAAUAAAAUCCAGAAGGCGCUUGGUGAAUAUCUGGAGCGUGAGAGGGUUUCAUUCCCUCGCUUUUAUUUUGUUGGUGAUGAGGAUCUACUUGAGAUCAUUGGAAAUAGUAACGAUACCUAUCGCAUCCAGAAGCAUUUCAAAAAGAUGUUUGCAGGGCUUUCUGGCUUGGUCAUGGAUGACGAUUCUACCAUCUUGGGCUUCACAUCAAAGGAGGGCGAGGAAGUGAAAUUGAAGAAAGAGAUAUCCCUGAUUAAGACACCUAAGAUCAAUGACUGGCUCACCGCUCUUGAAACCAACAUGAAACUUACCCUGGCCGAGCUUCUGGCAGAGGCUGUGCGGGAUUUCAUUGGUAUUUUCGCCAUGAAAGAUUUGAACAAAGAGAAAUUCUCCGAAUACAUCGCGCAAUAUCCAGCACAAAUCCUAGUCCUUGCAACCCAAGCGGUUUGGACAACGGUGGUAGACAGGUCUUUGGCUGAAGGGGGCACAGGCCUACAAGGCUUGUAUGAACAAGAGGUUAAGGUACUCGCGCUACUUGCAGCAACGGUUUUGGGGAAUCUCGAGCCUAUCGAGAGAAAAAAAUGCGAACAUUUGAUCACUGAGUUUGUUCAUCAACGCGACGUCAUAUUUAGACUUGCUAGUUCCGGAGCGAAUUCAACGGAAGAUUAUACAUGGCUACUUCAAAUGAGAUAUUAUUAUCGAGACGAAGGAGAAUAUCUGAGUAGACUGAAGAUCAGGAUGGCAAAUGCAGAGCUCGAAUACGGAUUCGAGUAUCUUGGCGUGGCUGAACGUCUUGUGCGCACACCACUGACUGAUAGGUGCUUCUUGACAUUGACCCAAGCCUUGUGCCAGAGGCUCGGAGGAUCUCCUUAUGGCCCAGCAGGAACUGGAAAAACAGAGUCGGUCAAGGCACUUGGUGUUCAACUUGGCCGGUUCACCUUGGUAUUUUGCUGUGACGACACCUUCGACUUCCAGGCAAUGGGGAGAAUCUUUUUGGGAAUCUGUCAGGUCGGAGCGUGGGGCUGUUUCGACGAGUUUAAUCGCUUGGAGGAGAGGAUAUUGUCUGCUGUGUCGCAACAAGUUCAGAACAUCCAGCUUGGAUUAAAGAAAGCGAUUGAGGACUCCGACGCGCAGAUAGAAUUGGUUGGCAGACAGCUCAAAGUGCAUCAGAAUACAGGUAUGAAUACUCACAUCUUCCUCGGGCGGAACCCCGGUGUUAAUAUAGACGCCUAGGCAUCUUUAUCACCAUGAAUCCUGGUUAUGCCGGCCGUUCGAAUUUGCCAGACAAUCUUAAGAAACUCUUCCGAAGUGUUGCUAUGUCGAAGCCUGAUAAAGAGCUUAUUGCUGAAGUCAUGCUUUACUCGCAAGGAUUUAACCAGGCGAAACAACUUUCCAAGCAAACCGUACCAUUUUUCGACCGUUGUGCUUCACGACUUUCAAAACAAGCGCAUUAUGAUUUUGGAUUGCGUGCACUGAAGAGUGUGCUUGUUAGUUCUGGGGGAUUGAAGAGAGCGAGACUAGUAAACGAUAGUGUUGAUUUAGACGGCGAAAAAAUAUCGGGCUCCGACUGGGAAGCACAGAUUAUUGUGCAGAGCCUGAGAGAAACUAUAGCCCCCAAAUUGAUUCGGAGCGAUGUGGAGAUUAUGAGGGGGUAAGCUCGCACCCCGCGUUAAUCCAUGUUUCACCUCUAAUAUACUGCCUUAGAAUUGAAGAAGAGUCGUUCCCGGGAAUCCAAUACGUGCCCGGAAAUCUGGGUAAACUAGAGGAAUCAAUAAGAAGGAUUGCCACGGAACAAAACCUUGUUUUGACGGAUACCUGGAUGACCAAGGUUUUGCAAUUAUACCAAAUUCAAACUAUCCACCAUGGCGUGAUGAUGGUUGGAAACUCUGGUUCAGGAAAAUCUGGCGCCUGGAAAGUGCUACUUCAGGCUUUGCAUCAAGUCGAGAGCCAAGAAGGUGUUUAUCAUAUAAUUGACUCGAAGGUUAUGUCGAAGGAGGCUUUGUACGGAAGUCUCGAUUCGACAACGAGAGAAUGGACCGACGGACUUUUUACUAGCAUUUUGAGGAAGAUCGUCGACAAUCUACGCGGCGAAGAUUCGAAGAGGCAUUGGAUUGUUUUUGAUGGUGAUGUUGAUCCGGAGUGGGUUGAGAACUUGAACAGGUAUUCACCCUCCCACCCUCCAUUGUCGGAUAUUAACUAACUAUAUCAUGUAGUGUUUUGGAUGAUAACAAGCUACUCACUCUACCAAACGGAGAACGCCUUAACCUUCCCUCCAACGUUCGCAUCAUGUUUGAAGUUGAGACUCUGAAAUAUGCUACCUUGGCCACAGUCAGCCGAUGUGGUAUGGUCUGGUUCAGUGAGGACACCGUCACCUCAAAAAUGAUGGUUGCCCAUUACCUCAAGUCUCUUCGGACAGUUAUAUUUGAGGAUCUCGAUGAGGACAAUACGAUCAGUUCCGGACAGGCCUCGGCUAAGGCUCUUUCAACCCAAUCCCACAUGGCAGAGCUUCUCGGUCAACUCCUUGAUAAUGACAAUUUUAUUGUGGAAACUCUGACGGAAGCGAGAAAGUACAACCAUAUCAUGGAGUUUACAGAGGUUCGAGUUCUAAAUACGCUCUUCUCGUUGCUUAAUAAGAUAUGUCGGACCAUGAUCGAAUACAAUAUUCAACACGCCGACUUCCCGCUUGAGGAUGAGCAGGUCGAAGCAUACGUUUCGAAAAAAUUACUUUUAGCAUUGGUCUGGAGCUUUACGGGAGACUGCCCUUUGACGGACCGACAAUCCUUCGGGCACUACGUGUGCGGUUUAGCGACGAUCGAGCUUCCACCUUUGACCGGUGGAGGUGCUAUCGUUGACUUCGAUGUUUCUCUACCCAAAGCAGAAUGGACGCCAUGGCAAGACCAAGUACCUUCGAUUGAAAUCAAUACCCACUCUGUCACCCAGACUGAUCUCGUCAUCCCCACUCUGGAUACCGUUCGACACGAGGACGUCUUGUACUCAUGGUUGGCGGAACACAAGCCGCUACUUUUGUGUGGACCUCCGGGUUCCGGUAAAACCAUGACAUUGUUCAGUGCUUUAAGGAAGCUUCCAAACAUGGAAGUUGUUGGAUUAAACUUUUCCAGUGCUACCACACCAGACCUUCUCAUCAAGACUUUUGAGCAAUAUUGCGAGUAUAAGAAGACAUUGAACGGAGUGAUGCUCUCCCCAACCCAAAUCGGGCGCUGGCUGGUACUGUUCUGCGACGAGAUAAAUUUGCCAGCGCCAGACAAAUACGGGACACAGCGCGCAAUAUCAUUCCUCAGGCAAUUGGUAGAACAAAACGGUUUCUGGAGGACCUCUGACAAAACCUGGGUCACCUUAGACCGCAUUCAGUUCGUGGGAGCGUGUAAUCCCCCCACUGAUGCUGGCCGUACACCCAUGGGAGCCCGUUUCCUUCGGCACGCUCCGCUCAUCAUGGUCGACUAUCCUGGUGAACUGUCAUUGACACAAAUUUAUGGAACCUUUAACAGUGCUGUCUUGAAGAUUAUUCCCACCCUUCGAGGAUACUCGGAACCGCUUACGAAAGCAAUGGUUCAAUUCUACUUAGAGUCACAGCAAAGAUUUACCCCAAAGAUCCAGCCGCACUAUGUCUACUCCCCCAGAGAACUUACGAGGUGGGUUAGGGGCUUAUACGAGGCCUUGAGGCCAUUGGAAACGCUCUCCAUUGAAGGGCUAGUCAGGAUAUGGGCGCACGAGGCGCUGCGGUUGUUCGAAGAUCGUCUCGUCGGAGAAGAUGAGAGACAAUGGACCGCAGAUGCAACCAAGAGAAUUGCCCUUCAACAUUUCCCCGGCAUUGACCAAGAGAAGGCGCUGGGUGGGCCAAUAUUGUUUUCGAAUUGGUUAUCUAAGAACUAUAUUCCUGUGGAGAGAGAACAAUUAAGAGAUUUCGCAAAGGCACGUCUAAGGACUUUCUGUGAGGAGGAAGUUGAUGUACCGUUGAUCCUCUUCAACGAUGUACUAGAACAUGUAUUGCGCAUUGACAGGGUCUUCAGACAGCCGCAAGGGCAUUUGAUUCUUAUCGGUGUCAGUGGAAGUGGAAAGGUACGUUGUUUCACACAUUAUACUUUUAUCUUGCUAACCGGAGUUCCUAGACCACCCUAUCUCGGUUUGUGGCCUGGAUGAAUGGACUCAAAGUCUUCCAGAUUAAAGUUCAUGGAAAAUAUUCCGCGGAAGACUUCGACGAGGAUCUUCGGGAUGUUCUUCGGCGAUGUGGCUGUAAAGGGGAGAAAAUUUGCUUUAUCAUGGACGAGUCUAACGUCCUCGAUUCUGGGUUCUUAGAGCGUAUGAAUACCUUGCUAGCAAAUGCAGAGGUUCCCGGCCUCUUCGAGGGAGACGAAUUUGCAGCUCUGAUGACAGCCUGUAAGGAAGGCGCUCAGCGACAGGGAUUGCUUCUAGAUUCCCAGGAGGAGUUGUACAAAUGGUUCACUCAACAGAUCGUCAAGAAUCUGCACGUCGUCUUUACUAUGAAUCCCCCGGAGGACGGUCUAUCAUCUAAGGCAGCGACAUCCCCAGCAUUGUUCAAUCGCUGCGUUCUUAACUGGUUUGGAGAUUGGUCAGAUCAAGCUUUCUUCCAAGUGGGGAUGGAAUUAACACAAUCCCUUGAUCUCGACAGAGCGACCUACAGGGCUCCCGACAGUAUUCCGGUGGCAUACAGAGAACUUCCGUUGCCGCCUUCUCAUCGCGAGGCAGUUGUCAACGCAAUGGUUUAUAUCCAUUACUCGCUUCACCAGUUCAAUGCUAAACUCCAGAGGCAACAAAACAAGACAACAUACCUAACACCCCGACAUUUCCUCGACUUUGUUGCUCAGUAUGUCAAACUUUAUAAUGAGAAACGCGAGGAUCUUGAGGAGCAACAACGGCACUUGAAUGUUGGGUUGGAGAAAUUAAAGGACACGGUCGACAAGGUGCGGGAGCUUCGAACAAGCUUAGCCGAAAAGCAGGGACAACUCGAGAGAAAGAGCGCCGAGGCGAACGAAAAACUGCAGAGGAUGGUCGCCGAUCAGCAGGAAACCGAACAAAAGCGAGCUGCUUCUCUCCAAGUCCAAGCAGAAUUGGAAGUCCAAGAGAAGGCGGUUGCCCAACGAAGGAAAGUUGUGUUGAGUGACCUUGCAAAGGCUGAGCCAGCCGUCAUCGAAGCCCAAAGAAGUGUGGGAAAUAUUAAGAAGACUCACUUGAACGAAGUCAGGGUCAUGGGAAAGCCCCCGGUAGCUGUUCGACUCGCUAUGGAGUCCGUUUGCACGUUGUUGGGGCAUAAGGUAGAUGCAUGGCCAACAGUACAAUCUAUCGUGGGACGUUCAGAUUUCGUCUCGAGCAUUAUCAACUUUGACAACGAGAAGCAGAUGACCAAAAGUCUUCGACUCAAAAUGCAAAAGGAAUACCUUUCUUCCCCGAGUUACAACCCGGAAGCGAUGAAUAGGGCUAGCAAAGCAUGUGCACCUUUGGCUCAAUGGGUAGAAGCACAGGUCAAUUACGCCGAAAUUCUUGAUCGCGUAGGGCCUUUGAGGGACGAGGUUGAUCAGCUGGAGGAGCAAGCAAAGCAGACAAAGGCACAGGCACAGGCGAUGCAAGAUAUGAUCCAAGAGCUUGAACGGAGUAUUGCCAGAUAUAAAGACGAAUAUGCAGCCCUCAUCAGCGAAACUCAGGCUCUCAAAACCGAAAUGUCCCGCGUCCAGUCAAAAGUUGACCGCAGUGUUAAGCUUUUGGAUAGUUUAUCUUCUGAGAAGACUCGCUGGGAGUACGGCAGCAAGUCCUUUGAAACACAAAUAGGGACAUUGAUUGGAGAUGUCAUUGUGUCUGCAGCAUUCCUAGCGUACGGUGGGCUCUAUGAUCAACAGUAUCGCAAAUCGAUGUCAGACGACUGGCUCAACCAUCUCUCGUUAUCCGGUAUUCAGUAUAAGGAACAUAAUCCGGUUACAGAAUAUCUAUCAACUGCCGACGAGAGACUUGUGUGGCAAGAGAACGGGUUGCCUGUGGAUGAUCUUUGCACCGAGAAUGCGAUCGUCCUCAAGAGGUUCAACCGUUAUCCUCUCAUCAUCGACCCUUCCGGCCGAGUCACAGAAUUCCUGGCCAACCAGAGCAGCGAGCGGCGUCUUACCAUCACAAGUUUCCUAGACGACUCAUUUACCAAGCAGUUGGAGAGCUCACUCCGUUUCGGAAAUCCUAUUCUUAUUCAGGACGCGGAGCACCUAGACCCUAUUCUCAAUCACGUCUUAAACAAGGAAUACCAGAAAACCGGAGGCCGUGUAUUGAUCCAACUCGGGAAACAGGAAAUCGAUUUCUCGCCUUCAUUCAAGUUAUAUUUGUCGACUCGUGAUCCAUCGGCGUCCUUCGCCCCCGACAUCUGCAGCCGCACUACUUUUGUCAAUUUCACUGUUACCCAGAGUAGUCUACAGACCCAGUCGUUGAACCAGGUACUGAAGUUCGAGAGACCGGAUGUUGAUCAACGUAGGACGAACUUGAUGAAGCUCCAAGGCGAAUUCAAGCUGCAUCUUCGACAGCUCGAGAAGCGUCUUUUGCAAGCAUUAAACGAAUCCCGAGGAAAUAUUUUGGAUGAUGAUCGGGUCAUCGAUACGCUUGAGACCCUGAAGACCGAGGCGGCUGAGGUGUCACGCAAGAUGGCAGAAACAGAUGGUGUAAUGACCGAGGUGGAAACAAUCACCCUGCAGUACCAAGUCAUUGCCCGUGCAUGCAGUUCUGUCUUCGCGGUGCUUGAACAACUCCAUCAUCUCAACCACUUUUACCAGUUCUCGCUCCAGUAAGUUGCCUGACCUCCUUUACUUUGACAGCAAUUAAUUGACCAAAUAUUCAGAUAUUUCCUUGGUAUCUUCCAUUCUGUCCUACACGACAACAAGCGUUUGCAAGCUGAGAAGGACUACAACGCCCGUAUCCAAAUCAUUCUCCAUGACCUUUUCGUUACAACGUGAGCUUAACAAGUGCCUCUUCCUCUACCAUCUUACUAAUCUUCUACAGUUAUCAACGUACUGCCUUGGGAUUGCUUCAGAAAGACCGCGUGACCCUAGCAAUGCUUCUUGCCCAGGCGUCUCCAUACAAGAUGGACAAGUCUUUGAUCGACCGCAUCUUGGGUGAUGGCCUUCCGGGUAUAGAUGCUUCGACCGAAGUGGACAGGAAGGAUGAAGCCAUUCGACGAGCUUCGACACUUCCCAUUUUCAAGAAUUAUGUUGAAAAUAUCACCGCCGAAGAAUGGGAAAGGUUUUUUCAGGAGGAGACUGCUGAGAGCUUUGUACCCGUUGUUUGGGACAACAAGCUGCCCCAUCUUGAUCAAGAACUAAACAAACUUCUGCUUGUCAAACUUGGCAGAGUGGACCGCUUUGUUCCAUCUGCGGAGAAGUUUGUGGGCGCUGUCUUUGGAAAGGACGUUUUGGAUGCUACUGGAGAUCUUCGCCAGGUCGUAGCUCAAGUAUCCGCAACUACCCCCAUUGCUCUCGCCUCCUCACCUGGUUUUGAUGCAAGUUACAAAGUGGAUAGUUUGGUGGAACAGCUUAGAGUUAGCUGCACCAAUAUCGCCAUGGGGUCAAACGAGGGUUUGGCAACUGCAGACAAGGCGGUCGGUAACGCCGCUUCGGCUGGGACCUGGGUCUUGGUUAAAAAUGUGCAUCUUACUCCUGCAUGGCUACAAUCGUUAGAGAAGAGACUUGAUGCACUGCGGCCCCAUCCUAACUUCAGGCUAUUCCUCUCUAUGGAGUCUUCACCUAAAAUCCCGAUCAACCUGCUGCGUGCUUCGCGCGUACUCAUGUACGAACAACCUGCCGGGGUCCGUGCCAAUAUGAAGGAUUCGCUUUCAACGCUGUCAACUCGUCCAGCCAAACAACAGCCUACCGAGAAAGCAAGGGUAUACCUCCUUCUUUCCUUCUUACAUGCGGUUGUUCAGGAGAGACUACGCUACGUUCCUGACCUGGGGUGGAAAGGAUGGUGGGAGUUCAAUGACAGUGAUGUAAGCCGCUCGCCCUUGUUUAUUGCACUGAGUAUGCUAAGUCCUGGGAUAGUACGAGUGCUCGGCCUAUAUUAUCGACACUUGGAUUGAUCACGUUUCUGGUGGCCGUACGAAUGUUGCUCCAACUAAGCUUCCUUGGAACAUGAUCCGUACUCUUAUUACAGAGACAUAUGGGGGCAAAAUCGAUGACGAGGGUGAUUUCCAGCGUUUGACGGAUCUAGUCAAAUCCGUGUUCACCCCCGAUGCUUUCAACUCCGACUUCAAAUUGGUUGAUACGGACCAACCUCUCUACGUUCCUGAAGGUAUUGGAAUGCCGGACUUCAUGCAAUGGGUCAACGCGCUUCCGGAGAGAGAACCACCAACUUACUUGGGCCUACCAGCGAAUGCAGAGAAGCUAUUGCUUGUGGGGCACGGAAAGGGAAUGAUCAAGAAUUUAGGCACUAUUACAGAUAUGUUGGAGGAAGGAGAGCGGGUUGUAGCAGAGGUAGCGAACGCCGCUUAGUUAUUUCUUUUCGUAUUUGUUAUUCCCCCAAUUUCAAGCGCUUUAGCAUUGAGUGUUUUUGUUUGGGGAUUGUUCCUGUAUUGUUGGGCGUAUAUCCUAUUUCUUAUUUUCUUGUCGAGACGCGCAAUACUAUAGCUAUACACAAUUGAUAUACACUCACCUCUCUCG
Tuber aestivum (summer truffle) is the source of this 14073-nucleotide messenger RNA. The record is from the annotation of a GenBank genome assembly. NCBI's taxonomy places the organism in Eukaryota, Fungi, Ascomycota, Pezizomycetes, Pezizales, Tuberaceae.